Solanum dulcamara is the source of this 387-nucleotide messenger RNA. Its product is annotated as bifunctional phosphatase IMPL2, chloroplastic-like. Gene Ontology annotation, biological process: L-histidine biosynthetic process. NCBI's taxonomy places the organism in Eukaryota, Viridiplantae, Streptophyta, Magnoliopsida, Solanales, Solanaceae. The transcript has a single exon. The record is from RefSeq and is a predicted model, not a curated record. The coding region runs from base 1 to 387 and encodes 128 amino acids. Gene Ontology annotation, molecular function: phosphoric ester hydrolase activity.
AUGGAAACAAUUUUGGGUGAUUUUGCAUCCUUGGUGUUAAACAACACGGAACUUGAUCAUGCUGCUGAAAUAGCUAAUGAAGUGGCCCACGUCUCUGGACAGAUUAUUCGAAAAUAUUAUUCAAGUCGUGUGAGAUUUGUAUUCAGGGAAAAGAACGUCGAUGGUCCAGUUACAUGUGUUGACAUAGAAGCAGAAGAAGCUAUGGUUUCCCUAAUCACCAAUGCUUUACCUUCCCACUCCAUUUAUGGUGAGGAGACCAACCCUGAGCAAUUGUUACUAUGUCCUUCCUCCGAUCAGUUUAUCUGGGUUUUGGAUCCCAUUGAUGGAACUUCAAGCUUUGUAGGGAAAGACAUGCGCAUUUGGAAUACUAGUUGCUUUAGGCUAUAA